AUCAUCUAUGAAGGAAAAAAAGUUUCUUCAUUUUCACUGCUUGUUGUAUGUUGUUUGCUUGCUUGCAAGCUUCUGGAAAUGCAUCACAAAGCAGUGGUAGAUGCCUUCAGUGACUCACCUAGCUGUUUUAUAUCUAUACUGCAAAAAACACAUCCCAGAGACUGUUCUCUGGGAGUCAUGGGAACUAUUGGGAAGGCUCCGAUCAGUCUCUGACUGUGAGACGGAAUAUGUCAGAGGAGAGGAGUUGAGAUACUGCCCUGGUCCACACAGAAGAUGUUAGCAAUUCUGGUAUUUCUUCUUGUUAUCUUAGUUCCAGGCCCAGAAAAGGCAUUCACUUUGACCAAAUCAAAUAAAACUUGGCAUUUUCAUUAGUUUCCAAAGUCAGAUGCAUAUCCUGAUGAAUGACCUUAUCUUUGUCUAGGGACAUAACUUAAAUCUAACUAGAAGCUGUCUUUUUUUUUGCAUUAAUAGGGAGUUUCUCCUUCUUGAGGCUAUUGAGCUCUGCAAACAACACCCUAUCUUUAGUUUGUGUGGAGCAUUUGACAAUUGAUCUAGACAGAAGCGUGAACUAGAGGGGAUGUCUUUUCAGAUUUUGGCUGUAUUUUGCAACUGUCUCACUGAUGAAGCUCUCAUUGCUGAUGUGAAUGCCUGUCUCAUCAAGAAUAUAUCACUAAGAGGUGGGACUCAAGUGUUUUAAAUGGUCCAGGCUAGUGGGCGUUGCAGGAGAGCUACAUAGUACUGCGUAGGAUUUUUUUUAUGUCAAAUUUUCUGCAUUCUUAUUUUGCCCGUUUUGGAAAAAUAACAGUGAUGAGAGAAAACAAAUGAUGCCAAAUUAUAGGGAGUUAAAUCAGUGCUGACCUCCAGCACCAAGGGUGAAAAGUGUCGAAUGAGAUCUGGAAGAGGAGGAAGGAUACAGGGAAACGAUAUCUUGCUUGCCACUGUAUAAGGAGGUGGCAGUGGUACCAGCUAUGGGUUUGGAUAGCAGGCCAUGCUGGAAAAGCGAUACAGUUGAUCUCCUCCUGACAUAUUAUAGCAACUGACAGUGAUGUCAGGUGUUUGCUGAUCCACACCUGAGUGUUCUGUGGGCAAAAAUGCCUGAGCUCAAAUAUGUGCAUCCUUCCUGAGAAAUGUGCAUAGGCAAUUAUUCUCAAACAGGCAGAGGGUGUAGCUCAUUCAAUGUAAGUCUAUUUAGACAGGGCACUAGUUAUAGAAGCAUAAACCCGAUCCUGAUUUAAGCUGGUAAGACUGCACUGUGUAUUGUCAUGUGAUAUAAGUAAUUUUUUGAUAUUUAAUUAAAAAAUGUGAUAACGCCAGCAUUAGUCUCCAAAUGACAGAAGCAAUAUUAAGCUUUGUAAUGCGCCCACACAAUUGCAGAUGCUGAAGAAGCACCUGUAGCAAGUCAGCGGAGACACAACUGUAUGGUAUUUCUUCUAUAGCCAACAGGUGCUUGGCUGGACGGACUGUAAGAUGUUUUUCUGUCCUUAUGUUCAGGCUUCUCAAAAUGUAGGAUCUCCUCUUCUUUUUUCUUAGCACAAGGAAAAAAAAAAAAGGUACUUCAAGCAAUUUAAUCUCUGUAAAACUGUGUACUUUUCCCUAACACAAGCCUCCCAAAUGCUUUCUGAUGCUCUAGGUACAGGGUGUCAAACUCCACCAGCAGGUGUCUUCAGAGCGGUGGGAGUCCUCUGAGGAGGCUGUAUUCCUUGGCAGAGAUUUGUAAAUUAUCACCUUGUUAAAGUGAGUGGGAAAUUCUGUCUGAAAAUCACCAGCGUGGAAUGACGCAGCGUUUCAGCUGUAACUUUCUUCUGUGGGAGGAGGUUUAGGGGCACUUGCUGUUCACUCCUAGUGCUGUUGUAUAAACUAAUGACUGUUGCUGAGAUGAGCCUGAAAUCUAAAUCAGAAAUUUGUGCCAGACUUUGUUUCUGAAUGGGCCCAAAACAAAUUCUGCAGCUCUUGCACACAUCUACCUACAAUGUUAUCUUUACUAAUGUCUAAAAUGAAUCGUAUUUCCAUUUACUCAGCCAACUCAUCUGUCCCUGUGCAGAGAGAUACCUCCUGUUUUGAUAAAGUGUGUCCCUUUUCUACUGCAUAGCUCCUAUUGUUAUGGUUAGUAUAUAUCACCGAGAUUAAAAUGCACUUAUUUUCUCAAAAGACUUAUUUGCAACUUCAGAGUAAUGCUACUUUUUCUUUCACUUCUUUCAAAUACAUAUUUAAAGAAUUGCAAGGAACAACACAACUGAAGAAAAUCAGGCUCACAGGAUUUAAUAACACGUGUAUAGGCUUGCUCUUUAAUUGCAAACAUACUCUUUUUAAACAUAGAGCUAGAUGUUACUUUAUUGCAUUGGUUUGAGAUAAAAACACAUUGGCUAACAGUUACUUAAAAAAUUCCUUUAAGGAAUUUUUAAACCUUAGUUAAAGUUCUGCAGCUCAACUCUUACUUGAGUUUAAAGAUGAAGAAGAUGCAGGAAGCUAGACUAGAGAUGCAAGAGUCAAUGAAAGUAGAGAAAGUUUCUAUUGCCUAUUGGGUCAAGGAGCCCAGACAGUUUUUAACCUAAGCUUAAACAAACACUUAAAAAUUCAAGACAAACCACUUCGGUGGCGAUAAGAGACUUUUAAUUUGACAUUUUAACCCUAAAGUUAGUAAGUUAGGACAGAUGUAUCUCUGGUGAUUUCAAGAGGGCUUUUUUGCAGGAUCUUGUUCCUUCCCCGAUAAUUAUCCUGAUAUCUGGUUAGGCUCCUGGAUACCCUUUUCCCACCCCUAUCCCCGUGCCAGCUCUCAUGCUGCAUCCUGCAAGUGGCUCCCACACUCUGCAAGCUCCAAACCUGGCCAGGUGAGUCAAACCUGCCCCUGUUGCUGAGGCCUCAGCUUACAGCCUUGCUCCUGCUGCUUAAGAUACAAAUGAUCGGUGCGGUGGUUUUCAUAUAAUGACUUAAUGGUUAUAAUACUCGUCUCAGAAGUGGUCAAACUUGGGUUUGGGUCCUCCUUCUCCCAACGGGUAUUCAAAUCCACCUGUCCCUUCCCAGGCUGUAGGCAACCUCUCAGCCCUUCCUAUUGAAGUUGUGCCACGGAGCGGAGAAGGAUUCGCAGAGCUGAAGAAGAGAAGCAAGUGGGAGCCUGACUGUGGCUUUUUUGGUUGGGACCUCCCCUGAAGGGAGGUGGGGAGCAGGUAUCUGGCUGCAUUCCCAAGGCUGCUUGCUACAUGCUUUGCAUUAAAACAUCACUGGAUAAAAAUCAAAACCAACCCUGGAGGCAGAGUCCAAACCCAUAACCUGUCUCUAGAGGGAGAGGUUGCAACCACCUUGCUUUGGUAGUGGGUGCUAUUUUUGUGCCACCCACUCUUCCUCGAGCCACGUCUUUAAAUGAAAGUUGAAGCGGCUGUUCCCGCAAACCGAUGCCAGAGCCGCCCUGAGGAGCAUUACCUGUGCUCACAGCUUCCCAGUCCCAAGUAGGUUUUCACGGGUGUAAGUGCUAAGAGGUUCAACUCAGUCAAAAUGAUGGGAUCGCAGCAUGGAACAAGAAAAACUUGAGGUACCCAACUACCUUCUUUUUGUGAAAUAAAUGGGUUCCUGUGAACUCUUAGGCACCUAAUCAAUUAUUUUCUUGGAGACGUCAUGGCUAAUUUAGCUCUGUGUCUUAGGCUUGGAAAUUGUUUCCCAUUGCAAUAUUUUUAGAUACCUCUGUAGCUUUGAGGACCUUGCCUUAUGUGAAUUGAGAACGUGUUUCGUUUCAGAUGUGAUUGAAGGACGUGCACGAUUGACUUCAGCUGUGGAGUGUCUAAUUCUCUUCUGAAAAUUGCUUCAGUUUUAAAGUCAUUUAGAAGCUUUUCAAUUUUUUUCUCUAGCUAUCUCUGGCUUUUCCUUGUGUAAAAUAGAGAUAACAAUGCCUUCAGGACCCACUAUAUUUUAAAAAAGCUUUGCUAUCCUCUGAAGGACAGCAUGCUGAGCACUGAACAUUAACUCACUAAUGCAAGAGCUUAGCAAAUAACAGGAAAGUAGGAAAAAUUAUGUCUGCUGGUGGCCUGGGUGAGGCUGGGAUGCCUUUUAAAGAAAUACCUUCUUGGUGGCAGCAGUAAGAUGUAUGGAUGAGGGUGUUUGUUAUAUUCUUUUGGUUUAUAUUAGUAGCUUUCAGCACAAAUGAAUGACGUUGCUGAAGAUUUAAGGUACAUUUCAAAUCAUUUAUGAUGGGACUGUAUAGCAUGGGGAAUAUAUUUGUUUGUGCUAUUUGAAGGACUAGAAUUUGCAAACUAAACUAAACCUACCUCACUAGAUCUUUACUAUAUAACCAUGCCUAAGCAGGGCUGACCUUCCUCCUCAAUUGCUAUGAAAUGUUUCAUCACCUCCCCCCCACACACAGUGUCUUGUUCUGCCAAACUCUCUCUCCCUUAGACACGAAGUUCUGCUCUGGGACAGUGAUCUGCUGCGAGGAUUCCUGUGUUGACUUCAAGGCUCAUGGAGGAUCUUCUGUUCCUAGGACAGCAGGUCAGUCAGCAAUGGCUGCAGCAGAAAUUCCCAGUUACAUUGUCUCUUCUCAGACUGAGAAACACAGGAGGGCCAGAAACUGGACUGAUGCAGAAAUGAGAGGUUUAAUGCUGGUUUGGGAAGAAUUUUUUGAUGAGCUGAAACAAACUAAAAGGAAUGCCAAAGUUUAUGAGAAAAUGGCUAACAAACUCUUUGAAAUGACUGGAGAAAUUCGCCACGGAGAGGAAAUAAAGAUAAAAAUUACAAAUAUGACAUUCCAGUACAGGAAACUAAAAUGCAUGACUGACAGUGAAACUGUGGCACCUGACUGGCCUUACUACAAAACCAUUGAUAGGAUCUUAUCCAAAGUGACAGACCACAGUGAUGUGAAAAUGCAUGAAAAUCAGCAACCAGGUCCUUCUACGUCACAGACGGAGGCCUCACAGUCUCCAUCAGCUAAGUCUACACCGCUGUACUUGCCGUAUAACCAGUUUACAUAUGAAGGAAGGGAAGAGUGCUUUGAAGAUGAACAUUCAGAGAGCUCAUCAAGCUUACUAUCUUACAAGCUGAGAGCUGAAGAAAGACCUGUUAAGAAAAGAAAAAUGCAAAGCUGCAGCUUCCAAAAGAAGAAGCUAAAAUUAAUGGAGGCCAUGUUGGAAGAACAAAAGAAGUUGAGUAGAGCUAUGGAAGAAACCUGUAGAGAAGUACGCAGGAUUCUGGAUCAGCAAAACAUCAUUCAAGUUCAAAGCUUACAGUUACAGGAGAGAAUGAUGAAUCUAUUGGAGAAGAUGAUCUCCAAAUCUAACGUGUAAUUUCCUAUGUGAAUGCCUUUGAGAUUACUAUUGACAUAGAUAUCCCUUUAUUGCACACCAUAUGUGUGUAUGUUGCCCUAUUCCCAGGUUUUCCAUGGAAAUUAAAACCCUAGUGUAAUCUUAGUUAAGCAAAGAGAACAGAUAAUGCAGGGUGAGAACUAUCCAGUAUAAUGAAAUUAGUGCAAUAUAUGCCUAAAUUGAAUUAUUUUUAUACAGAAGUGUUAAGGGAUGAAUAGCUCUGGGAAAUUCAGUACUAUUUAUGCCUCGAUCAGGUAUUGCUUUACAAACAGUGGUGGUGUUUAUUGCUUCACAUCAAGGACUAUAGCUUGACCUGUUGUAGAACGAAAUAGUACAUUUCUAAACAUGGUAAUUGCAUCUUAACUUUGCUGAUGAUUAAACCCUGUUUUGAAAUACAAGCUGUGAUUGUACAAGUGACCUAUGGUUCUUGUGAAGAGCUAAUUGGGACUAUGAGAUAAAUAAUUUUAAACUCCAAGCCUGAUACGUAUAGUACUCUAAAGUAUUAGGGUAAAAAUAGUCUAUUCAAAUACACUUUUGAUAUAAAAAGAAACCCCUCAAACCACCUUACUAUAUACUUAAUACUAACAUGUAUAGAAGAUACUUGAAUUUGCUUUUGAUAUUAAAUGUUUAAUUUUUUUCAUUAUUAACUGGAAUCUGUUGACUUAAUGAACAACCAGCAAUGAAAACUCUCAUUUAUUCUCUAUCACAAAAGAAACAUAUUGUAGUGUGUGUAUAUACAUAUAUAUAUAUAAUCUAUCAAAUGAAAUAAAGAAAGAGAAGAAACACGUAUCAUUGCUGAGCAGAUAGUAUGCUUUGGGACAGUGACAAAUGCUAGGAGAGACAACCAUGGUCAAAGGUUUUUAAUUCUUAAUUGCAGUGUAAAGAUCUCCUAUACCGAUGUGCAAAAUAUAGAGAUGGAAGUCAUGAAGAACAUUCAACACCUCUACAGUAGUAUUUGCUGGUGGAGCUGCUGGGGUAUGUAAUUAGAUGUUUUAAGGUGUGGUCGGUGAGGCAGAUCGGCGUUGAUACACCACAAGAGGGAGCUAAAGGCAUAAAGGAUUGUAUUUAAAUCCGUUCGAUGAGGGACCGGCAGGUGUCUGGCUCUUCAAUGAAGUGUGACAUCGACAUAACCUUUAACAUCAAUUCUACAAUUUGUCAGCUGAAUUUCCUAUACACAACUUCUUUUUGUGUUCUGCUUGAAAUACACAUUUCUGCUGCUUUCAAUGUAUUUGUGAGGCUGAAGGUUAGAUUAAGAUACAGAAGUAUGAAAAGUAUAGAACUAAUGUUAGUGCUGGCAACUCGGGUUAUUUUCCAUUCACACCGUUAAAUACGUCCCCUCUUGAAACUCUGUUUUUGAAGAUGUUUGCAUUUUCCUGCAUAAAUUAAUGUACUGUUGCUUAAGCUAAUGUUAGCUAAACUAUUUUAAAACCCAGGCCAAAGCAAUUAAUCUGUAAUUACGCUUGGUGAACAGGAUAAUGGUUACAUACCAAGCAAAUUAAUAAUAUGUGGAAAUACUUAUUAGAAGAUUCUGCAGGUAUGAAGACUAAGAAUGAUUAAGUAUGUAAAUGCGUCCCAUUCCUACAGAGUUUAAUUCACAAUAAUAGGAUAAUUCAAAUGUAUUAGAAUACUGAACCUGCAGAAAAUGGUGGCUGCUGAAGUAUAAAUGAAAUAGCUUUCCUUCACUCCACCUUUUCAACAGAGAUUUGGUGACUGGAAAAAUGGCAAGUGUCUGGUCUGAUCCUGCAAAUAUAGGGUGAUAGCUGACACUUAGAAAAAGUGAACUCCAAAUAAUUUUGUGCAUGCAAAUUGAAUUAGUCAUAUCUCAAAGAGAAUCCUGAAACAUUAUAUUUCUGCCUGCAGAACUACUGGUAGAAGUCGGACUGUUUCUAUGUCAUAAUGUCAUACAGGUGAUCAGAAAAUCUGCAAGAGCAUUGUCAUACGGGCAUGUAAGAGAGAGUGAAUACACGUUCAGUGCUUUGUCAUGGUUUUUCACAUUCCAAAUGUAGAUGUGUCACAGAUUCAGGUAGGCUGAUGUAUCUAUGUUGUAGUGCUUCCUGACACUUUAACCUAUCUGCAGUAAAUUAUAAAGUAACCCUCUCUGACUCCACGGGAGUUAAUAAUAUUUACCAAUAUUAUCUACUUGAACUUUACAGCAAUUAAAUCCAAUUAAUAAGCAAUAACAAUGGCAGCAUAUCUGAACAUUGUACCAUAGGGUAGGUAACCCGUCUCCUGGCAUGUUAUGAGAAUUGUAACUCCAGAGCUGUAGGAGCACAGGAACAGAGGAAAUCCACUGCUUCCUUGCAUGCUACCACAAACAACCCUGUUCAUGUAAUCUCUUUUGUAACUGUGUGGACCUGUAGCUUAAAAUGAAUAAGGUGUUUUGUCCCCAGAAUUAUAAGGAGACCUGCAUUACAGAUGGGUGAGCUGCAAUUUAGAAGAUUGCUUCUGGGAUUAUUCCUGUUCAAUACAUACCAAUUUCUUCUUGUAUCAACACUGUGAUUUUGCUGUGUUCUGUAGCGUUUACUCUUGAGAGCCAGAGGUCAUGUCCCAUGCAGCCCUUCUUCAGAAGAACAAUACUCUUUUAUAAGGUAGGGAUUAUUCUAAUGACUGUUUUGCUAAUUUUGCUCUUUGAGUUCAUCCUUUUUAAAGAUGAAUGACCAUAAUGAUAUACAGCAUUCUAGAUGAGACACUGGACAUUGUCUUGCAUAACUGCAUUAAAGGAAAUGGUGUUUUCUGGAGGUUGUCACAUUUUAUUUCCAUAUAAAACAUCAUUUUUUUAAAGUUCAAUUUUAAAACCUCAUCUCUCUAACAAAAGGCUUUAUUCCCAUCCUUGCAGAUUGUGUGUUCUGGCUUUGACCAGAGAGUAAACACAGCACUGCUGUAGACAAAUAUAACUAGUUUCAUGCACGACAGAAUUUUUCUAAUGUUCUUUUUGACAACAGACUGAAAAUUCCAUACCUACCCAUAGUUUCUUUUUGAUUCUGU
Molecule: messenger RNA, 8270 nt
Organism: Cuculus canorus (common cuckoo)
Lineage: Eukaryota; Metazoa; Chordata; Aves; Cuculiformes; Cuculidae
Gene: MSANTD1
Product: Myb/SANT DNA binding domain containing 1
Exons: 4
Coding region: 4323-5267 (314 amino acids)
Biological process (GO): positive regulation of DNA-templated transcription
Cellular component (GO): nuclear body
Source: RefSeq, a predicted model, not a curated record